GAUCAAGUUUCGCAGUGGUGUUGUUUAACAAUACCAGUGGUAUGGAUGAUCAUACAAAUCGAACAGUAACGGAAAGAUAUCUGCAGUUGAUCACUGAGUUCUAUUCAUUUGUGGACCAGCUUAAUUUAGCGGAUCUGAAAAUCAUAUUAAUUUUUGUAGCUAUUUGUACAAUUUUGGGGAACACUUUAGUUUUUGUGGAAAUCUGGAGAGAAAGAAGUCUCCAUCAACCAAAUAAAUAUUUCAUUGCUUGUCUGGCUGUCGCUGAUCUUUUGACUGGUUCAAUUGUAGCACCAUUGAGGGCGUAUCGAGGCAGUCUGGAUGUUGAAUCGCGACGUACCAUGUCUAUCGACCUAUGUCGUUUUAUGGUGUGGAUAGAUACCUUUGC
This is a messenger RNA of Paramuricea clavata, 385 nucleotides long. NCBI's taxonomy places the organism in Eukaryota, Metazoa, Cnidaria, Anthozoa, Malacalcyonacea, Plexauridae. The record is from the annotation of a GenBank genome assembly.